UGAUCGAGCAGCUUCCCAUGGAUCUGCGCGACAGGUUCACCGAGAUGCGCGAGAUGGACCUGCAGGUGCAGAGAGAACAUUUUGUUUCCUGCUCAGUUUGUAACUGGCUAGAAUGUUCCAAAGUCAGCAGUCUAGAGCCCUGGGUGAGGAGUUUGGGUCGUGCUUUAAGUCACUACCACUGCUCUUAGGGACAAAAAACCUUUAGAACUUGGAGUCCUGCCUGUCCCAUGCUGGAGAGCACAAGAACCUUGAUGAGAAUCCUACCAGAAUGCAAUUCUGCUUCUUGGAAAUUAAGAUGCAAUGGAUCAGCUUGAGCAGAGGGUAAAUGAAUUUUUUAUGAAUGCAAAGAAAAACAAACCUGAAUGGAGAGAAGAACAAAUGACAUCAAUCAAAAAAGAUUAUUAUAAAGCUUUGGAAGAUGCAGAUGAAAAAGUGCAACUGGCUAAUCAAAUAUAUGAUCUGGUAGACCGUCACUUGAGAAAAUUGGACCAGGAACUUGCUAAAUUUAAAAUGGAACUUGAAGCAGAUAAUGCUGGAAUUACAGAAAUAUUAGAGAGACGGUCUCUGGAGCUGGAUACACCAGCACAGCCUGUGAAUAACCAUCACUCCCAUUCUCACACUCCAGUAGAGAAAAGGAAACACAAUCCAUCUCACCAUAGUACAACAGAUCAUGUUCCUGAAAAGAAGUUUAAAUCUGAAGCUCUUCUAUCUACCCUGACAUCAGAUGCUUCUAAAGAAAACACACCAGGGUGUCGAAACAGUAAUUCAUCAUCCUCUUCAAACAAUGCAUACAAUACAAACUCUUCUCAACCAUUGGCAUCAUAUAACCUGGGCUCAUUAUCUUCAGGAUCCGGGGCCGGUGCAAUUACCAUGGCAGCAGCUCAAGCAGUGCAAGCCACGGCACAGAUGAAGGAGGGAAGACGAACAUCCAGUCUAAAAGCCAGCUAUGAAGCAUUUAAGAACAAUGAUUUUCAGCUUGGAAGAGAAUUUUCAUUGUCCAGAGAUUCAGCUGGAUAUUCAUCAUCAGCUCUGGCAUCUACAUUAACUCAGACGUUAAGUUCAUCAACCACAGAUUCACGAAGUGGCAGAAAAAGCAAAAACAACAACAAAUCCUCAAGUCAGCAGUCCUCAUCAUCAUCAUCUUCUUCCUCUCUAUCAUCAUGUUCUUCUUCAUCUGCGCUGGCACAAGAACUGUCUCAGCAAACAGCAGUAAUACCAGAGUCUGAUUCUAACAGCCAGGUUGAUUGGACCUAUGAUCCAAAUGAGCCACGUUACUGUAUUUGCAAUCAGGUGUCCUAUGGUGAAAUGGUAGGCUGUGAUAACCAAGAUUGCCCUAUUGAGUGGUUCCACUAUGGAUGUGUUGGACUGACAGAAGCACCAAAAGGGAAAUGGUACUGUCCACAAUGUACAGCUGCAAUGAAGAGAAGAGGCAGUAGACAUAAAUAAGUUUGUUCAUCUGGAAAAAUAUUGCAUAAUAAAGGUUUUAUAAAGGACUUGGGAGGGGAGGGGCAACUCUCAGCACACUUCCUUGCAACCACUGAAGAGUAACAUAGCAAUCAUAGAAUGGUAAGGUUGGAAGGGACCGUAAAGAUCUUCUAGUUCCAGCCCCCAGUCAUAAGAUCUUGAACUAUUGGUUUUGCUAAGUCGUGUUUUAAUAUUGUAGGUAAAUUAUUUAUGCACCUUGAUGUGCUACAGAUACUAUUCCAGUGAGCCUUGGAUUGUUCCAGUGGCCAGCAUAUGCAGAUAUUUGUACUAUCAAACCAUUUUCUCUAAGCAGUGGGCAUUCUACAAAUACUCAAUCUUCCAAAAAUUCCGAUAAGUCAAGAUUUUAAAUUUAUGUUUUAUAUACAACAGAUAUAUUCUGCUGCAUGUACUGUACUCAAGAGCUGUUACGUAACACUAUGUAUAUUAAUAGUGCAAAAAGUCAGUGCUUCUGAAAGGAAAAAGAGACAGUGGUUUUUAAAAUGCCUUUAUAGCUUUGGUUCUUUAUGAAACUUAAUUCAGCAGGCUGAAGAAAAUGGUUCUUGUAUACAGCGGGCUGUUGUCCUUUAGGGUACUUGAGUAUGUAAAGACAAAAAUGCUGUAGAAUACAACAAACUUGUGCCAUUAGUCUUUCUAUGUUUCUGCUCCAGAGAAGGCGGGGGCCAUAAGAAGAAAAAAAGGUGUUAAAGUGACGAUAAAUUUUUAUACCAAAUGUGUUUAUUUUUUUGUGCAAGUAAUCCUUUAAAUUUGAAUUGUAUUAGGUGUAAAAUAAAAGAACCUCAACUCCUCA
This is a messenger RNA of Melospiza melodia melodia, 2272 nucleotides long. It is a transcript of the gene ING3, whose product is annotated as inhibitor of growth family member 3. Lineage: Eukaryota; Metazoa; Chordata; Aves; Passeriformes; Passerellidae. The record is from RefSeq and is a predicted model, not a curated record. Gene Ontology annotation, biological process: regulation of DNA-templated transcription. Gene Ontology annotation, cellular component: NuA4 histone acetyltransferase complex. Bases 301 to 1446 code for a protein of 381 amino acids. The transcript is spliced from 12 exons.